This is a messenger RNA of Rhizophagus irregularis DAOM 181602=DAOM 197198, 919 nucleotides long. RefSeq lists its product as uncharacterized. The record is from RefSeq and is a predicted model, not a curated record. NCBI's taxonomy places the organism in Eukaryota, Fungi, Glomeromycota, Glomeromycetes, Glomerales, Glomeraceae.
AAACUUUAACAGAAUGACACCAGUAUCAGAACUAUAUCAAAGAUUAUUUUUUCCUCAUUAUAUUAUAAAUUUUUUCUUUUGUUUGCCAUAUUUCAUUAUUCGUAAUGUAUCUAUAUUUAAAAACCAUCUGGAUUUAUCUCUUGAGCCACCAGAAACAAAAAUAUAUUUAGCGAUUGGAGCCCUUAUUAUAUUAAAAUUUAGAGCUUCAGCGAGCGCAGAAGAAUGGAUAUCAAUAUCUUUUUCGUAUUUGAAAAUAUUAAAUAUAAUUAUGUUUUAUCUCUUUGGUAAAACAUUAUGGGCUGUUUUAUAUGCAAUAGCGAUGAGUGUCCUCUUUGUAGUUUUGCCACAACCUCGGUAUCAAGGACCUUCAAAAAUAAUUGAAUUGAGUGAUCAAGAUUUGUAUGAUAUUAAACAUAAUAAAUUUCACAAGCUUGAAGAAAACAUUAAAAGUGAAAAAGGUAAAGGCAAACAGGUUGAUCAAUAUUGGAUAAUAUUUUUUUACACUACAUGGAGUAAAACUUGCGAAGUUUUUGAGUAUACUGUAGCAAAAGCUUCUAUGAAAUAUACAACAUCGAAUGUUUAUUUUGGUAAAAUUGAUUUGGAUUUAUAUACAAAUGUAGCUGAGGAAUAUGAGAUUUCAUUAUCAGCCGCAAGUCUAGAUUUACCUGCUUUAAUUCUUCUAAAAAAUGGCAAAGAAAAUGGCAGAUUACCCAAAAGAGGUAAGGAUAAUGAACAAUUGGAACAAAUAAAGAAUCAAAGACUUAGAAAUGUUAAAGAAACAUGGGAUCGGUUAGGAUGGGAUCGUAGUAUGAAAUCUAUUAUUGAAACAUUUAAGCUUGACACUUUAAACAAAACCGAGUAAAUCAUAUAUUUAAUGAACUAUUUAAACUAUUUAAUAUAUAUAUAUUUUUUUUUUUUU